AUGGUUGUUAUGGAGGAAGAAAUCAACAAGUUCAUCAUGGUAUGGUCAUCAUUUAUUGCAUCAACAUGUUAUUGCUAUGCAGUAUCUAAAUUGGUUUCUCAAGCUGCAAUCAGAUUAUUGAUGUUCUUACCUGUACUGUAUCUUUUCUUUCUCCUUCCUCUCACCAUUAAAUCCAUCAAUCUGGUUGUCAUCACUGGCUUCUCCAUGACAUGGCUGGCCACAUUCAAGCUUCUCCUUCUGGUUUUCCACACAGGCCCACUGUCAAACCCAUCUCUUUCUUUGUUCCAUUUUGUGCUGAUUUCUUGUUUACCUCUCGGCUUGCGGCAACCCUCUGCAACAACAAAAACUUCUGUCAACAACAUAAAGGGUCUAGAGAUCAAUCAUUUUGGAAUUCAUAAUAUAAAUGAGGUUGUUCUAACAUGCUUUCCAUACUUUGUGAGAAGGAGCUUGAUCAUGAUUAUGCUCGUGGCCUUGGGUUUUCACAAGCACAUCUUUCCUCGAGAUGUGUUCUUAAUCAUUAUAUGCAUCUACCUUUACUUGAGCAUGGAAGUAAUACUCACUGCAGUCGCCAUCGUCGGGCAAAUCCUACUAGGUAAUGAGGCCAAGGUUGAGCUACCUUUCAACAAACCUUACCUGUCCACCUCACUGCAGGACUUCUGGAGCUACAGAUGGAACCGUGUAGGCUCAAGUAUUCUACAAUCCACCAUAUUUGAUCCCAUCCUGCAUCACACAUUACCCGUCCUGGGCAGAAAAUGGGCUGCCUUACUUGCGUUGCUGGCUACCUUUCUGGUGUCUGAGUUGAUGCAUGAGAUCGUGUUCUCCUAUGUGGGCCGAGUGAGGUUCAGAUGGGGCACCCCACUGUUCUUCCUGGUUCAGGUGGUUUGUGUUGUAAUUGAGAACAUGUUAAAGAGGAGAGUCAAGGGAAGGUGGGAAGUGCCACAAGUAUAUGCAGGGCCAUUGAUUUUUGGGUUUCAGAUAUGCACAUUUAUGUGGCUGGUUUUGUCAGAAUUGCUGGAGUACAAGCUAGAUGACAGGGUGCUUCAAGAGUAUGCAGAUGUGUGUGAAAUUCUUAAGAAUCUGGUGUUGACUUGGAGCAAAAUGAGCUAUGACUUGUUAGUGCAGCCCAGCAUCCUAAAACAAGUAUGA
Messenger RNA from Andrographis paniculata, 1146 nucleotides. Its product is annotated as acyl-CoA--sterol O-acyltransferase 1-like. The record is from RefSeq and is a predicted model, not a curated record. The coding region runs from base 1 to 1146 and encodes 381 amino acids. Lineage: Eukaryota; Viridiplantae; Streptophyta; Magnoliopsida; Lamiales; Acanthaceae. The transcript has a single exon. Gene Ontology annotation, biological process: lipid metabolic process.